Messenger RNA from Penicilliopsis zonata CBS 506.65, 4762 nucleotides. RefSeq lists its product as hypothetical. The transcript has 4 exons. Gene Ontology annotation, biological process: mRNA splicing, via spliceosome. Lineage: Eukaryota; Fungi; Ascomycota; Eurotiomycetes; Eurotiales; Aspergillaceae. Bases 61 to 4320 code for a protein of 1419 amino acids. The record is from RefSeq and is a predicted model, not a curated record. Gene Ontology annotation, cellular component: catalytic step 2 spliceosome. Gene Ontology annotation, molecular function: helicase activity; mRNA binding.
GUGCAGACAGGAAAUCGGAGACCACCCUCCGCUUUCUCAGCGCAGAUUAUCGACCACGACAUGGGGCUCCAGACGCGUUCUGCCAUGGCACCGGGCCUUGAAUCUAGGCCAACCGUGGAGGACUUCCAAGAGGAUAGUCAUUGGGUCAAGCUAGCCCAGAGUCACUGGCUCCAGACGUCGAAGAAGAAGGCCCGCAAGGUCAAGCCGGAGGUCGUGAAGAAGGAGGUCUGGGAUCGGCUAGAGGAGGAGGGAUUCAGUCUCCGUUCUCUACUGACAUUGGAGAAUCUAAGCAUCUUGGAAAAGUUCCUGUGGCCGGGCUACACGGAGGAUGCUUCGAACCAUCAUAUUUUGUUGAUCGCACUGGUUGUGAGUAUAAAACAGCGCGAGCAUCUGCCGAUAUGGGACAUAUUCGCCGAUCGGCCGGACGAUUUUUCGAAUCUAUUCCAUCGCGUCCUGUCCAUGAGCAUUGAUAAUUCCUUGCCUACGUCUUCGCGCCUAUCGAUCAUUUCGUUCCUGGUUAGCGCUUUCCAAUCUCUGGAAAAUACAUUGAUUAGAAAGGAAUGCGCGCCAUUGGUGUCGAUCUCGAUAUGGCACAACUUGCUGAGCGAAGAGGCCAGGGAGAAUUUACUGGGGAAGGCCCCUUCUCUUCGCAAAGCCUGGAGGGCUUCUUCGAAACGAUACGAUGCAGCUGACGAGCCAGCAAAGUCCAAGAUGAGAUUUGAUCGCUCUUGGUUGUACACCAUGCUGCUCGACUUUCUCCGGAGACUGAAUGGGACGGAAAAGGAACAAGCGGACGAUUUGCGGUACUGUGAGCGUUUCUUGGAGCUGCUUGUCGAUUUGAUCAGCCAGUUACCGACGAGACGAUAUGUCAACACGCUUUUGAAGGAUCUGAAUCUCAUCCCGGUCAUUCGUCUUUCGAGUCUCUAUCGGGGCCCAGAAAAUGCCCUGUUUCGCGACUUUUACAACCUCCUGAAGCAUUUCGUCACCUUUGCAAUUGAUGAUUAUUCAGGUGAAACUCUCAGCUCGCAAGCGGUAUACGACAGUCACUGCCGAGAGCUUGCGCAAUUGCAGAGAACCUCGAUGAAGCAUUUCAAGGAUAAACUCAUGAUUCUUGCUCUAUCAAACUACGGCACAAUUGAACAGCGUGCUGAGCUUGAAGGGCAACUGGCUUUGUUAGAUGAAUCGGAGCUGCAAAGCUUGUGUUCACAUCUUGGUUUGAGAACUGACUACCCCAAGCAUUCACAUGUUUUCCCCGACAGACAGCUGUAUCUUGAAAUCCUCCUGUCUGUUUAUGAACGAAAGGUACCAUUCCAGGAAGCCGUCGACCAGCUUAGUGUCCUUCCCACGGAAGAAAGUCUCUAUGACCCUGCCUCGCUGCGAAAUGAAACAUACGAUGGGUCAAGGCCCCUUGCCAUCCCGAAGCUGAACCUCCAGUACCUCAGCCUUGGGGACUUCUUAUGGCGCUCAUUCCUGUUAUACAGAUCUGAGUCAUUUUUCCAAGUACGAAAAGACAUGGAAGCAAUUGUAAAAAAGAUGCAGCCCCGGGUCAGCCGUGAAGGCAAAGGGGUCUCGUUUGAAGGCUUCUCGCGGAUGGCUAUCCCGAUAUCAAGCCCCGCGAUUAUUGAAGUCGCGCAGCCGAAGGUUGGCUCCUCAAAGCCAGCAUUCGUCAGAGCUGAGAUAGCGAUUGAGGUUGGCAGGCUGGCCGAUCAUGUGCGAAGAGAAUGGGAUUCUCUCCGACCGGAUGAUGUGAUCUUUCUUUUGGCUGUGCAAACCGGCUCAUCUGCAAAAUUCAUACCUCGAAACCAGGGUUCGGUUGACGCGCCUCGCUUGACCUAUUUGAGGACUGCAGAGAUUGUACAAAUCCUCGAUGAAAGUGGCCGUCCUCUUCGUGAACCUGCUGCAGGGCAGACGAAUGGGUAUGGCCAUCGACCUCGCCUUAGAAAAUUGCUAGUCAAUCUUGAUACCACAGCCUUCAAGGCAGACAAGGAUCGCGGCUCCCAAGGAAAACAGGAUAUUUAUCCCCUCAUCAAUGUCAUUGCACGAAGGAAGGGCAGAGAGAACAAUUUCAAGCCCAUUCUGGAGACAAUGCAGAAAUUGAUCGUCUCGGAUAUUUCUCUUCCUUCCUGGGUUCAAGACAUUUUCCUUGGCUACGGUGAUCCGGCUGGUGCUCGGUGGACAGAGCUGCCCAAUCGCCUCAAGUCUGUUGAUUUCCGUGAUACCUUCUUGAAUUGGCAGCAUUUGAUCGAGAGCUUCCCUGGCUCGACCAUUGAUCCCACAGGACACGAGGAUUCGAGCUUUGGACCACCUUAUGUCCUUGAGUAUGUAGAAGGUGCGGCGAAGGAGACUAAUGCGCCUCCAUCAAAGAAAAGGCGGAAGAACCAAGCUGAAAAGGCUCCAACAAAGUCUCAAUCUCUUCGCGUCUCUACGUACAAGCCGCCCAAUCCAGGUCCCUAUCCUGUCGAUGCUCCAAAGCUCAACACCGUCUCCUUCACUCCCUCCCAGGUGGAAGCCAUUGCAUCCGGGACACAACCAGGUCUCACCGUUAUCGUUGGUCCCCCAGGCACUGGCAAAACCGACGUGGCAACCCAGAUCAUUAGCAACAUAUAUCAUAACUUCCCGAAAGAGCGGACUUUAUUGAUUGCACAUAGUAACCAGGCUUUGAACCAACUUUUCCAAAAGAUCGUCGCCCUGGAUAUUGAUGAACGGCAUCUUCUCAGGCUUGGUCACGGGGAAGAAGAGUUGGAGACUGAGACUAGCUACAGCAAGUUCGGCAGGGUCGAAUCUUUCCUUGAGAACCGCACUUACUAUCUUGCUGAGGUUUCGCGAUUGGCCGCAUCCAUCGGAGCCGAGGGCGCACAUGGUAAUUCCUGUGAGACAGCUGGGUAUUUUAACACUGUUUAUGUCCAGCCGGCAUGGGCAAAGUUCUGGGACCUAGCUCGCUCCAACAAUUCCACGGAGGAGGAAGUAAAGGCAGGGUUCCCUUUCCAAACCUACUUUGCCAAUGCACCCCAACCAUUGUUCAACUCCGAAGCCUCCAGAGAUGAGAUUCUUGAUGUUAUAAGUGGAUGUCAGUCUCAUAUCGAAAAAAUAUUCUCGGAGCUUGAAGACAUCCGUCCAUUCGAGAUCUUGCGGCAACCCCGAGACAAGGCAAACUAUUUACUUCUCAAGGAAGCCAGGAUCAUCGCUAUGACCUCAACACAUGCUGCCAUGCGUCGCCAAGAGAUUGCAGACCUUGGUUUCCAUUAUGAUAAUGUUGUGAUGGAAGAAGCCGCACAGAUUACAGAGGUUGAGAGCUUUAUCCCCUGUGCUCUCCAGAAUAUGAGGAACGGGCAAUUGUCGCUGAAACGUGUCGUACUGUGUGGUGAUCAUCUCCAAAAUUCGCCGAUUAUCCAGAAUUUGGCGUUCCGUCAGUAUGCCCACUUUGAGCAAAGCCUUUUCCUGCGUCUGGUGAGGUUGGGUGUGCCUACCAUCACCCUCGACCGUCAGGGAAGAUCCAGGCCUAGCAUUGCAGAGCUCUUCCAGUGGCGAUACAAACAGCUAGGAAAUUUACCUGUGGUAGAGACUGCACCGGAGUUCAAACAGGCAAACGCAGGUUUGCUGUUCGACUAUCAAUUCAUCAAUAUCCCCGAUUACCAGGGUAAUGGUGAACGGGAGCCCACACCUCAUUUCAUCCAGAACCUUGGCGAAGCUGAGUAUGCUGUUGCUCUCUACCAAUACAUGCGAUUGCUGGGUUACCCGGCAUCUAAGAUAUCAAUUCUCGCGACCUACGCUGGGCAAACAGCUUUGAUCAAAGAUGUUUUGAAUCAUCGCUGCGCGAAGAAUGCCCUAUUUGGCAUGCCAAAGAUUGUUACCACUGUGGAUAGGUACCAGGGCGAGCAAAAUGACUACGUCAUUUUAUCUCUCACUCGAACACGCUCGGUAGGCUACUUGCGCGAUGUUCGCCGUCUAACCGUUGCCCUUUCUCGCGCUCGCCUUGGGCUUUACAUCCUAGGCCGCCGCGAGGUGUUCGAGACAUGUUUUGAGCUGAAGCCAGCAUUUGAUAUUCUUUUCAAACGCCCGGAUAAGCUGAUGCUGGCUCCGGGAGAGAUGUUCCCCACUACACGCAUCCUGGAUGAUGAUAUACAGGGGACACCCAUGGAGAGUGUUGAACAUCUUGGACAAUAUGUGUAUGAGAUGACCCAAGCGAAGCUCAAAUCUAUGAGUGAGCAAGGCGUUGUUGGUGAGGAAGCCAUGCCGGACGAGAACGUUGUGAACCAAGCGGACGAAGAUGAGGAGAUGCUGGGAGUUGGUGAAGAGGUGGACGGCCUUGGAGAGAAUUAACAGAAAAGUACUUGAGAAAAUCACCAUUUUCGUGGAGGUGGCGGCACGCACAUUUAUACAAUUCCUUCCCCUGAGCUUACGUGCGUGCUAUUGAACAAAUUUCGAAUUCGCCGACUUCAAGGCAUUCAUCAACUGACUAUAAAACCAUUUAAUUAAUGCCUCAUAUUGUGUAUAAUGUUUAACCACCAUUGCAAUUCUUAUGAAAUGAAGAGUUGGUGAGGUUUGACAUGACGCUGCUCGAGAUUACGAAAUAAGUAGAACUAUCAUUUAUGUUUCGGAACAGUCGAUCUAUCUAUCCCUCUCUAUGUUGAGUGUAACUAUUGAGGUAUAAUUACAGUUUAUACAGUAUCCCAGACUGUGGACUUGGCUAGUUCAUGACGAGCUUUCCUUCUGGAGCUGUUCCACAAUGUUUUUGGGGUCUUUCCAGGCAAGGGCGAUGAAU